Molecule: messenger RNA, 2394 nt
Organism: Sordaria macrospora k-hell
Lineage: Eukaryota; Fungi; Ascomycota; Sordariomycetes; Sordariales; Sordariaceae
Cellular component (GO): fungal-type vacuole membrane; vacuolar transporter chaperone complex
Source: RefSeq, a predicted model, not a curated record
AUGCGUUUCGGCAAGACGCUCAAGCAGUCUAUUUACGAGCCAUGGCGGGACAAGUACAUCGACUAUAACAAGCUCAAGAGCAUCCUCCGAGAGGAUAAGCCCGACGAUGAUGACGAGCCAUGGACCGAGGAGGACGAGAACCGCUUCUGCGACGAGAUUUUCAACACCCAGCUCGAAAAAGUGGCCCAGUUCCAGGAGGAGAAGAUGCAGGAGCUGCGUCAACGAGUAGAUACCGCCUUCGACAAGCUCAGAGAGCUGCCGCCGGCCGAUGCGGAAAACAAGGACAAGCCGACCGACGAAGCCCUUGCUCAACGACUCAAGGACCUCGAGGCCGAGCUGGAUGGCAUCACGAACGAGGUCAAGGAACUCCAGAAGUACAGCAACCUAAACUACACGGGCUUCCUCAAGAUCGUCAAGAAACAUGAUCGCAAGCGUGGUGAUCGGUACAAGAUCCGUCCCAUCAUGCAGGUCAGCCUGUCUAAGCGGCCCUUCAACUCGGAGCAAGGGUACUCGCCUCUGCUCAACAAGCUGUCACUCAUGUACUUCGCCAUCCGCCAACACCUCGAAGAGAAUGCUCCCGCCGAGCCGUAUCUGGAUCCCGAAAGUCAACCCGAGACACACAAUGGCGAGAAGUACACGGCCUACAAGUUCUGGGUGCACCCGGACAACCUGCUCGAGGUUAAGACGUAUAUACUCCGCCGGCUCCCUACUCUUGUCUACAGCCAACAGUCGGCCAAGGAGUGGGAUGAAGAUGAGGACCCGACUAUCACAUCUCUGUACUUUGACAGCCCCCACUUCCAAAUGUACAACCAAAAGGUGGAUCGUGAAACCGAGGCGUCAUCGCUCCGCUUACGUUGGUAUGGUCAACUGAGCCAAAAGCCCGAUAUUGUGCUGGAGCAAAAGAUCAUUCACGACAACGGCACCAGCGAGGAACGCAAGUUUCCCAUAAAGGAGAAGUUCAUAAAGUCGUACUUGGAUGGCGAGUACAAGAUGGAGAAGUCGAUCCAGAAGAUGGAACGGCAGGGCCAGAGUACCGCAGACAUUGAGGAGUUCCGUUCCACUGCCGAUGCUAUUCAGGACUACAUUCGCAGCAACAAGCUCCAGCCCGUCAUCCGCGCGAACUACGUCCGAACUGCCUUUCAGAAGCCCGGAGAUGAUCGCAUUCGUGUGUCGAUCGAUACCGACCUCGCCUUCAUCCGCGAGGACACGCUUGACCGCGAUAGGCCGUGCCGUGACCCGCAGAACUGGCACCGCACGGAUAUUGACAACAGCAACAUGACCUACCCUUUCAAGAACAUUAACCAGAGCGAGGUGUCUCGAUUCCCCUAUGCAGUGUUGGAAAUCAAGCUGAAGGAGGACAACAACCGCAAGCGACCAGUCUGGGUCACGGACCUGAUGGCCUCGCACUUGGUUCACCCUUGCCCUCGCUUUUCCAAGUUCAUGCACGGCGUCGCCUCUCUCUUCGAGGACUACGUCAACAGGCUCCCCUUCUGGCUCCCCGAUCUUGACACCGACAUCCGCAAGGAUCCUCAGGUGGCAUUUGAGGAGGAGGAAGCGAAGCGUGCCCACCGUGCGCAGAAUGAGCAAGUAGUUGGCAGCUUCCUCGGCACCAAACUAGGCAACUCGUUCAAGCCCUCCAGGAGUUCUCCCGUGGCCAAGUCCUACCUCGCCGAGCGUGUCGCGGCCGAAAGCAGCGGCCCCAAAGCGCAAACUCCCGCCUCUGGGAUAACAGACAGGACCCAUACCGACAUUACUCCUGCCGGCGACGGGCUCAACGGAAGCAGCAGUAGCCAGCAACAGAAUGGCCAACAGCAAGGCCACAGUGACUACGGCACCAUGACCCUCUCCUCCGUCUUCCCUGGCUUCUCCCUCUCCAAGUACUCCAAAGCCAUGCGUCUCAAGCGGGCCCAGCGUGAAGGCGGUGGACGCCGUGGCUCCGUGACCCUCCCACCUGGAGUCGAGGAGCCGACCGAGUGGAUCAAGAACUCGGGUCCCUUGCAGAUCGAGCCCAAGGUUUGGCUGGCCAACGAGCGCACGUUCCUUAGGUGGCAGCAUAUUUGUGUGCUGUUGGGAGGCUUGGCUAUCAGCUUGUAUACGGCUGCGGGCAGGGACACGGUGGCAGAGUGGAUCGCUAUCGGCUUUAUCUUGACAGCUGCGUUUGCCGGUGGUUGGGGAUACUUCUUGCUGCACUCGAGGAGACAAAUGAUUAUUGCGAGGAGCGGCAAGGACUUUGAUAACUUCCUUGGGCCGUUGGUGGUUAGUGUUGCGUUGAUGGUGGCGCUGAUUUUGAACUUUAGCUUUGCAUAUCGCGACUUCUUGGCCAGAACUGAAAGGUCUGAGGCUCUGUUCAUCCAAAGCAGCAGUUCCUCUGCGAGUCACGUUGACCUGAGAUAG